This is a messenger RNA of Prunus armeniaca (apricot), 456 nucleotides long. Lineage: Eukaryota; Viridiplantae; Streptophyta; Magnoliopsida; Rosales; Rosaceae. The record is from the annotation of a GenBank genome assembly.
AUGAAUGAGAGAAGGCUGUGGUGGUGGCGGUGGCGGGUUGCUGAGGCUGAGAGAGAUAUGGAAGGAAAGGCUGUUAGGGGCUUAGGGUUAGGGAUUUCCAAAAUCAAAUUAGGGCAAUUUGACACCUUCUUCAAGCUGGAUGAGAGGAAACGUAGGAAGGAUUUCAAACUUGAAAGAAAUCUGCUAUACCCUGACCCUUUUGAGAAGAACCUCCCACCUGAAGAGAGAGAAAUAUAUCACCGCUUCAAGGUUUUCAUGCGGUUCCACUCAAAUGAAGAGCACAAGGAAUUGCUCAAGAGUAUCAUUAAGGAACAACAGGUUGUCAAAAGGAUACUAGAUCUUCAGGUAGGUCCUAAAAUGAAGGAGCUGAAAGAAAAUAUUAAAGUUCGAACUUACGCCCUCAUCUUGGAAGGACUUGUUCCAUCAGCACCACCAACUAUUGAUCUUGACAUCUGA